Artibeus jamaicensis (Jamaican fruit-eating bat) is the source of this 11885-nucleotide messenger RNA. RefSeq names its product E1A binding protein p400 (gene EP400). Gene Ontology annotation, molecular function: ATP-dependent chromatin remodeler activity; ATP binding. NCBI's taxonomy places the organism in Eukaryota, Metazoa, Chordata, Mammalia, Chiroptera, Phyllostomidae. Bases 281 to 9697 code for a protein of 3138 amino acids. The transcript is spliced from 55 exons. The record is from RefSeq and is a predicted model, not a curated record.
GGCGCGCCGCCGCGUUUUCCGCCCGCGGCCCCAGACGCACCGAGUCCGGCGGAGCGGCGCCUCCUCCGCCUCAGCCGCCGGUUCCCGGCUCCCGGCUCCCGAUUCAGCCCGACGCGGCGGGAGCGCGGCCCAGGCCCCGGAGAAAGAGGAGGGGGGUGAGAGAGAGAGAAACAUCGAUGGGACAGGAACAUCGGCUGGUUGCCUUCUCACAUGCACCCUGACCGGGGAUCGAACGUGCAACCUGGGAGAACAUUAAGUUGGAUAAAAAAGGGGGGCGAUAAUGCACCACGGCGGUGGCCCUCCGAAUGUCCAGCACCAGCUGCAGAGGUCCCGGGCCUUCGCCAGCAGUGAAGAAGAGCAGCAGGCCCACCCAAACCCACCCCCAUCCCCUGCCGCGCCCUUCGCGCCCUCGGCCAGCCCGUCUGCACCUCAGUCACCCGGGUACCAGGUUCAGCAGCUCAUGAGCAGGAGCCCUGCGGCUGGGCCGAACGUGAACCUCACCCUGCAGAAUGUGGGGCCGGUGGUGGCAGGGAACCCCCCGCUCACACUGGCCCCACUGCCGCUCCCCAGCCCCACCUCUCCGGGCUUCCAGUUUAGUGCCCAGCCAAGGCGCUUUGAGCACGGAUCACCAUCCUACAUCCAGGUCACCUCACCACUGUCCCAGCAGGUGCAGACCCAGAGCCCCACCCAGCCCAGCCCCGGGCCGGGGCCGGGCCUGCAGAGCGUUCGGGCGGGCACCCCCGGGCCCGGCCUGGGCCUCUGCAGCAGCAGCCCCACCGGAGGCUUCGUGGACGCCAGCGUCCUGGUGAGGCAGAUCAGCCUGAGCCCGUCCGCGGGCGGGCACUUCGUGUUCCAGGAGGGCUCAGGCCUCGCCCCGGUGGCCCAGGGAGCGCCCGUCUCGCUGCAGCACGCGGGGGCUCCCAUCGCAGCGCGAGAACGGAGACUGUCCCAGCCCCAUGCACAGCCCGGGGGCACUGUGCACCACCUGGGACCCCAGAGCCCUGCAGCCUCGGGUGGGGCUGGCUUGCCGCCCCUGGCCAGCCCCAGCCAUAUCACCACAGCCAGCCUGCCGCCCCAGAUCAGCAGCAUCAUCCAGGGGCAGCUGGUCCAGCAGCAGCAGCAGGGGCUGCAGGGGCCGCCACUCACCCGACCUCUGCUGCCCGGGGUCGGGGGGGCAGCAGCGUUCGGGAUGACAUCCCCACCGCCCCCCAGCAGCCCUUCCAGGACUGUAGUGCCCCCCGGCCUCUCCAGCCUGCCCCUCCCAUGCACGGGCAACAGGAAGGUGCCCAGGAAGCUGGAGGAGAUCCCCCCGGCCUCCCCAGAGCUGGCCCAGAUGCGGAAGCAGUGCCUGGACUCUCACCACCGGGAGAUGGAGGCGCUGCGGGAGGCCUUCAAGGAGUACCUGAUCGAGCUCUUCUUCCUGCAACACCUGCAGGGGAACAUGAUGGACUUCCUGGCUUUCAGGAAGAAGCACUACGCCCCUUUACAAGCUUAUCUUAGGCAGAAUGAUCUGGACCUGGAGGAGGAAGAGGAGGAAGAAGAGGAAGAGGAAGAAAAGUCUGAGGUCAUCAACGAUGAGGUAAAGGUUGUGACAGGAAAGGAUGGGCAGACUGGUACUCCCGUUGCUAUAGCAACCCAGCUUCCGCCAAAUGUUUCUGCUGCUUUUUCAUCCCAGCAGCAACCAUUUCAGCAGCAAGCCCUCGCGGGGACCCUGGUGGCAGGGGCUGGAAGUGCAGCAGAAACGGACCCCUUUAAGAGGCAGGCGGCAGGGCCCCCGGCAGAGCAGUCUAAGCGACCUCGACUUGAAGUGGGUCACCAAGGGGUAGUUUUCCAGCACCCAGGGGUGAAUGCAGGAGUUCCUCUCCAGCAGUUAAUGCCGACAGUUCAAGGAGGGAUGCCUCCCGCCCCCCAGGCUGCCCAGCUGGCCGGACAGAAGCAAAGCCAGCAGCAGUACGACCCGUCCACCGGACCUCCGGUGCAGAACGCCGCCAGCCUGCACACGCCGCCGCCGCCACUACCUAGCAGGCUGCCCCCGGCUGGCCUCCCAGCUGUGCCCCUGCCGCCUGCGCUGCAGUUCCCGCCACAGCCACCCAUGGGGGAGCCACCGACACAGCUGCAUAUCCCCGCGAAGGCCCAGCAGCCCAACGCCCCCCUCCCCACCCCUGCCGCCGGCCAGCUGCCUGUGCUAUCGCAGCCCGCACAGCCAACCCUGCUCAGCCCGGGGCCCGGGAAGGUGCAGAUGCAGGCCCCUCUGCCGCCGUCCCAGCCGCAGAUGGUGACGUCCGCGAGACCACCCGCAGACCCCAUGCAGCCCUGUACCCGGCCCCCGCCCACCUCCUCCAACUCAUCCGUUGCUCCUGGCAGCAUCUCGGGCCCAGGACCCUCACCUGCGCGGGCCUCCCCAGUGAGCAGACCCUCCUCAGCAGCCAGCAAGACGCUGUCUCCAGUUGUCUCCCGGUCCCCAGGGGCGGCCGUGUCAGCCCCGGCAAAACCACAGAGCCCAGCUCAGAGUGUGGCCGCGCCCCAGGACGGUUCUCAGGACAAGCUGGCAGAGCAGAUGGCACUGGAGAACCAGGUCCAUCAGCGAAUAGCCGAGCUGAGGAAGGACGGCUUGUGGUCCCUGAGGCGGCUGCCAAAGCUGCAGGAGGCCCCGCGCCCCCGCGCACACUGGGACUACCUGUUGGAGGAGAUGCAGUGGAUGGCCACCGAUUUCGCCCAGGAGCGGCGGUGGAAGGUGGCUGCCGCCAAGAAGCUUGUCAGGACAGUGGCACGUCAUCACGAAGAAAAGAAGCUUCGUGAAGAACGGGGGAAGCGGGAGGAGCAGAACCGGCUGAGGCGCAUCGCUGCCUCGACCGCUAGAGAAAUAGAGUGUUUCUGGUCCAACAUUGAACAGGUCGUGGAAAUAAAACUGCAGGUUGAAUUGGAAGAGAAGAGGAAGAAGGCCUUGCAUUUACAGAGAGUUUCCAGGAAAGGAAAGGACUUGAGGCCCAAGGGACCUGACGCGUUGCCGGAAAGUGCCCUGGGCUCGGGACCGCCUGGAAGGAAACGGAGAGCCAGCACGUCCCUCACUGAUGACGAAGUGGAGGACGAGGAGGAGACCAUUGAAGAGGAGGAGGCGAACGAAGGGGCUGUGGACCACCAGACAGAGCUGUCUACUCUGGCCAAGGAAGCCGAGUUACCCCUCAUUGAUUUGAUGAAGUUGUACGAAGGUGCCUUUCUGCCGAAUUUCCAGUGGCCCCAGCCUCAACCUGACAUUGAGGAGACGAGUGAGGAAGAAGACGUGGAAGACGGCCCAGCUGACCAGGAGGGCCGCAAGGACGUGGUUCUCAUCGACUCGCUGUUCAUCAUGGACCAGUUCAAAGCCGCAGAGAGAAUGAGUGUCGGGAAACCUCACACGAAGGACAUCGCGGAAGUGACCGCUGCCGCAGAGGCCAUCCUGCCCAAGGGCAGCGCGCGGAUCAGCACCGCGGUGAAGUCGGGGGUCCCAUCCCUGCUGUACGGCACACUCAGGGACUACCAGAAAAUCGGCCUGGACUGGCUGGCCAAGCUCUACCGGAAGAGUCUCAAUGGCAUCCUGGCAGAUGAGGCCGGGCUGGGGAAAACCGUGCAGGUUAUCGCCUUUUUUGCCCACCUCGCGUGUAACGAAGGCAAUUGGGGCCCUCACCUGGUCGUUGUGAGAAGCUGCAACGUCCUCAAGUGGGAGCUGGAGCUGAAGCGCUGGUGUCCUGGGCUCAGAACCCUCCUGUACGUGGGCAGCCACAGAGAGCUCAGAGCAAAGAGACAGGGAUGGACGGAGCCCAACAGCUUCCAUGUCUGCAUCACGUCCUACAAGCAGUUCUUCCGGGGCUACGCGGCCUUCACGCGGUUGCGCUGGCGGUGCCUGGUCAUCGAUGAGAUGCAGCGUGUGAAGGGCCUGAGCGAGCGGCACUGGGAAGCCGUGUUCACCCUGCAGAGCCAGCAGCGCCUGCUCCUGAUCGACGCGCCCCUGCACAACACCUUCCUGGAGCUGUGGACCGUGGUGCACUUCCUCGUGCCAGGCCUCUCCCGGCCCUACCUGCACCUCCCGCUGAAGGCCCCGAACGAGGAGAACCAGGACUACUACCACAAGGUGGUCAUACGCUUGCACAGGGUGACACAGCCGUUUAUCCUGAGGAGGACCAAGAGAGACGUGGAGAAGCAGCUGACGAGGAAGUACGAGCACGUCCUGAAGUGCCGCCUGUCCAGCCGACAGAAGGCCCUGUACGAGGACGUCAUCCUGCAGCCCGGGACCCAGGAGGCGCUGAAGGGCGGGCGCUUCGUGGACGUGCUGAGCAUCCUGCUGAGGCUACAGCGCAUCUGCAACCACCCCGGGCUGGUGGAGCCCCGGCUCCCGCAGUCCUCAUUCUCCGCUGGGCCGCUGCAGCUCCGCUUGGCUUCCCUCGUCCUGAAGGCACUCGACAGGGACGCCUGGAAGGAAACCGAUCUUUCGAUAUUUGACCUUGCUGGCUUAGAAAAUAAAAUGACUCGCCACGAGGCUGAAUGGCUGUGCAAGAAAAAGGUGACCCGGAAACUCGUCGAGGAGCUCUUCACGGCACCGCCCCCACCGGGCAGGCCGCCCCCUGUCCGGCUGAAGCCCAGCAGGUUGUUUCAGCCUGUGCAGUAUGGCCAGAAGCCAGAGGGCCGCACAGUGGCCUUCCCCAGCACACACCCACCCCGGACAGCCACCUCUGCCGCGGCCACUGCCACUCCACAGGGCCACGUUCGAGGACGACCACCGGUUGCCACAUUCUCUGCAAACCCGGACUCCAAAGCUCUGCGCAAACCGCCCUUGUUGAUUGCAGCGGCAGCAGCCCCGUUGCAGACCUCUCAGGCUCCCACCGGCGCUCCGAGACCCCAGGCCGCCUCGACCUGCAGCGCAGCUCCUAGCCCAGCCCAUCCUGCGAAACUGCGGGCUCAGACCACGGCCCAGGCCUCCGCCCCGGGCCCGCCCCAGCCCCAGCCCCAGGCCCCCCCGCACCCGGCCGGGCAGAGCACGCUGCCUCAGGGGCUGCUGCUCACCUCGCAGGCCCAGGCGCGCCUGCCUAGCGGGGAGGUGGUCAAAAUCGCGCAGCUGGCUUCACUCGCAGGACCACCGAGUCGAGUUGCCCAGCCGGAAACUCCAGUGACGCUGCAGUUCCAGGGAAACAAGUUCACCCUGUCCCACAGCCAGCUGCGGCAGCUCACGGCCGGCCAGCCCCUGCAGCUGCAAGGCAGCGUCCUCCAGAUCGUGUCCGCACCCGGGCAGCCCUACCUGCGCCCACCGGGCCCUGUGGUGAUGCAGACCGUGUCCCAGGCAGGCGCCCUGAGCGCCCUGGGCAGCAAGCCCCCGGCCGGGGGCCCGGGCCCUGCCCCCGUGACCCCGCCAGGUAGAGUACCCCGAGCAGGAAGGAGACCGGCUGCAGUGCUGCCUCCCGGCUCUCUUUGCCUAGAAGUCAGUGUGCCUGGUCGAGUGGCAGUCAACCCGCUGGCUGUGGGAGAACCCGGGAUGGCCUCCAAACCAGCCUCGCCCCUCGGAGGGCCGACCCAGGAGGAAAAGACCCGACUUUUGAAAGAGCGGCUGGACCAGAUUUACUCUGUCAAUGAGCGGCGCUGCUUCCGGGCACCCGUCUACGGUGCAGACCUGCUGGGGGUCUGCUCCCUGGCCUGCAGAGACCAGGUCCCGGGGCUCAGAGCUCCGGGGAGCAGGUAUGGGAAGGCGGCCAGGCCAGCGAGCAGCUGCACGUCCCCCUCAGAGAGUCAGAAGGACCUGAUUUUGACGCUGACUCAACGUCAAGAGUCCCUCCAGGAUGUUAUCGACAGGGUGGCGUGCGUGAUCCCGCCAGUGGUGGCCGCGCCCCCGUCUCUAUGGGUGGCGCGGCCGCCCUCCCUCUACAGCCACAGAAUGAGGAUCCUCAGGCACCGUCUGCGGGAGCAGGCGGCGCCCUACGCCCAGCAGUUGCAGCAGGCGACGGCGCUGCGCUCCCUGCGGUUCCCUGAGCUGCGGCUGGUCCAGUGCGACUCAGGCAAGCUGGAAGCCUUAGCAAUCUUGCUGCAGAAGCUGAAGUCGGAAGGACGUCGGGUGCUGAUUCUGUCCCAGAUGGUUCUCAUGUUAGACAUUUUAGAGAUGUUCUUGAACUUCCAUUAUCUCACCUACAUACGGAUCGAUGAAAACGCCAAUAGCGAACAGCGCCAGGGGCUGAUGAGGAGCUUCAACGGGGACCGGCGGGUGUUCUGCGCCCUCCUCUCCACGCGGAGCCGCGCCCCUAGCGUGAGCCUGGUGGAGGCUGAUGCAGUGGUUCUCUAUGACCACGACCUGAACCCCGUGCUGGACGCCCAGGCCCAGCAGUGGUGCGACCGGAUCGGGAGGCGCAAGGACGUGCAUGUGUACAGGCUGGUGAGCGGCAACUCCAUCGAAGAGAAGCUUCUGAAGAACGGAACCAAAGACCUGAUCCGGGAAGUAGCUGCUCAGGGGAACGACUACUCCAUGGCGUUUCUGACACAGCGCACCAUCCAGGAGCUGUUUGAGGUGUACGCCCCCCUGGACGAUGCCGGCUUCCCAGUGAAAGCCGAGGAGUUCGUCGUCCUCUCCCAGGAGCCUUCGGUGUCGGAAACCAUCGCACCCAGAAUCGCACGGCCCUUCAUAGAGGCCCUGAGGAGCAUCGAGUGCCUGGAGGGGGGUGCGCAGGAGCCUGCGGGGGAGACGCCGGCGUCCCCAGGCCCCGCCAGCCCCCGGGGCCCGGAGCCCUCGCAGCUGGAGGAGCUGGCUGACUUCAUGGAGCAGCUUACCCCAAUUGAAAAAUACGCUUUGAACUACCUGGAAUUAUUCCAUACUGCCAUUGACCACGGAAAGGAGAGGACCAGUGAGGACGCGGUGCUGACCGCAGUGAGCGCCUGGGAGGCCCGGAACCUGCGGGCGCUGCGGGAGCAGGAGGCCAGGGCGCUGCGGGACCUGGAGCAGGAGCAGCUGCUCACCUACACCAGGGAGGACGCCUACAGCGCGGAAUACGUCUGUGAAGGUGCAGACGGGCAGACGGAGCUCAUGCCGCUCUGGACCCCGCCCACGCCACCCCAGGACGACAACGACAUCUACAUAGACUCCGUCAUGUGUCUCAUGUACGAGACCACGCCCAUCCCGGAGUCUAAGCUGCCCCCCGUGUACGUGAGGAAGGAGCGCCGGCGGCACAGGACGGACCCCUCAGCUGCAGGCAGGAAGAAGAAGCAGCGUCACGGGGAGGCCGUGGUGCCCCCGAGGUCGCUGUUCGACCGGGCCGCCCCGGGCCUGCUUAAGAUGCGCCGGGAGGGGAAGGAGCAGAAGAAGAGCCUCUUGCUGAAGCAGCAGACACAGUUCGCCAAGCCUCUGCCCGCCUUUGCCAAGCCAGCCACCGAGUCGGGUCCCGACAACCCCGAAUGGCUCAUCAGCGAGGACUGGGCGCUGCUGCAGGCUGUGAAGCAGCUGCUGGAACUGCCUCUGAACCUCACGAUCGUGUCCCCGGCCCACACGCCCAACUGGGACCUGGUUAGCGACGUCGUCAACUCCUGCAGCCGCAUCUACCGUUCUUCCAAGCAGUGCCGCAGCCGCUACGAGAGCGUGCUCAUUCCCAGGGAGGAGGGGAAGAGUAAGAACAACCGUCCUCUGCGCACGGGACAGAUCUACGCCCAGGACGAGAAUGCCACGCACACCCAGCUGUACACCAGCCACUUCGACCUGAUGAAGACGACCGCUGGGAAGAGGAGCCCCCCCAUCAAACCUCUGCUUGGCAUGAACCCCUUCCAGAAAAACCCCAAGCACGCUUCCGUGUUGGCAGAAAGUGGAAUCAACUACGACAAGCCCCUGCCUCCCAUCCAGGUUGCAUCUCUCCGCGCAGAGCGAAUCGCCAAAGAGAAGAAGGCACUGGCCGAUCAGCAGAAGGCACAGCAGCCGCCCGUGGCACAGCCCCCACCACCCCCACCGCAGCCACAGCCGCCGCCGCCCCAGCAGCCGCCACCACCUCUGCCCCAGCCCCCCGCAGCAGGCAGCCAGCAGCCCUCGGGGCCUCCCGCUGUGCAGCCCCCUGCCCAGGCACAGCCUCCAGCUCAGCCUGCGCAGCCCCCGCCGAAGGCGUCGCCCGCAAUCACCACCGUGGGCAGCGCUGCCGUCCUGCAGGCAGGGGCCAUCAAAACGUCCGUCACGGGGACCAGCGUGCCGGCAGGCACGGUGAGCGGCAACGUGAUUGUGAACACCAUCUCGGGUGUCCCCGCCGCCACCUUCCAGUCCAUUAACAAGCGCCUCGCGUCGCCCGUGGCUCCGGGAGCCUUGACGACCUCCGGAGGCUCGGCACCUGCCCAAGUGGUCCACACCCAGCCUCGAGCAGUUGGCUCCCCGGCCACUUCUGACCUGGUGUCCCUGGCACCAACACAGGGCGUUAGAGCCGUCACCUCCGUGACGGCCUCGGCCGUGGUCACCACCAGCCUGACUGCAGCGCAGACGCCGACCCGGUCUUUGGUGACCCAGGUGUCCCAAGCCACAGGGGUUCAGCUCCCAGGGAAGACCCUCACGCCUGCGCACUUCCAGCUCCUCCGGCAGCAGCAGCAGCCGCCGCCCCCGCCGCCCUCCCAGGCACAGGUCCCACAGCUCCAGGGCCAGGCCCAGUCGCCCGCACAGGUCAAAGCCGUCAGCAAGCUGACGCCGGAACACCUGAUCAAAAUGCAGAAGCAGAAAUUGCAGCUGCCCCCGCAGGCCCCCCCGCCACAGGCCCCGCCGGGCCCCCCGCCGCCCCCCACACAGGUGCAGCCCUCACCACCCGCACAGCAGCAGAGCCCCCAGCUCACCACCGUCACGGCCUCCAGGCCCGGAGCACUGCUCACAGGCACCACCGUGGCCAACCUGCAGGUGGCCCGGCUCACACGUGUCCCCACGUCGCAGCUGCAGACGCAAGGCCAGAUGCAGGCUCAGGCACCCCCACCGGCGCAGGUAGCCCUGGCGAAGCCUCCGGUGGUGUCAGUGCCCGCAGCUGUGGUCUCCUCGCCAGGCGUCACGACCUUGCCCAUGAACGUUGCUGGGAUCAGCGUGGCCAUCGGACAGCCUCAGAAAGCCGCAGGACAGACCGUUGUGGCCCAGCCCGUGCAUGUGCAGCAGCUGCUGAAGCUGAAACAGCAGGCUGCGCAGCAGCAGAAGGCCAUCCAGCCGCAGGCCAGCCCGGGCCCAGCCGCCGUCCAGCAGAAGAUUGCUGCGCAGCAGAUUGCCGCCCAGGGCCAGCCCCAGAAGGUCACCUACGCCACCCAGUCCACCCUUAAAGCCCAGUUCCUCGCCCCACCCCUCUCCCAGGCUCAGAAGCUGGCCGGGACCCAGCAGGUGCAGACCCAGAUCCAGGUGGCCAAACUCUCUCCGGUGGUGCAGCAGCAGACACCUGUGGCUGGCAUCCCGCAGGUCGCCUCUGCUUCCCAGCAGGCGUCCCCACAGACUGUGACCCUCACCCAGGCGACAGCCACCGGGCAGCAGGUGCAGAUGAUCCCUGCGGUGACCGCGACCGCGCAGGUGGUGCAGCAGAAACUCAUGCAGCAGCAAGUGGUGACGACAGCGGCAGCCCAGCUGCAGGCCCCUGGGGUCCCCAACCCCACACAGGUGCCAGCCAGCGCCGAGAGCCCAAACCAGCAGCCCAAACUGCAGAUGAGAGUCCCUGCUGUCCGGUUAAAGACACCCACCAAGCCUCCGUGCCCCUAGCCAGGAAAGCAGCAGCCUCGGGGCGGGCCGCCAAGCGCCCCACCCCCAGCCAGAGCCAGCAGGCUGUACUUCCUGCUGAACCGCGGGCAGUGUCACGCGAGAGGUUCAGCGCCUGCACAGCUGCGGCGAGGUUGCGGGAUCCUCGCUGCCCGUGGUGGCCCUCGUGGACUGCCACCUCUUCUGCAGGAGACCUGUUGGAAACACGACGGUGGCGGUCUUGGCCCAGUCACUCCCCUCUGGCCGCUCCCCAGAGCAGCAGGGCUGGGUGUGGGGGCCUUUGGAGGCUGUCGGUGCCUGUGGUUUGCAGGUCACGGGGCCACGUGGAACGUGCAGUGAAUUACAGUGACUUCCUGCAGCUAAGAUGUUUUGAGAGCAUCCACCUCUACUCGGUUCUUGAUGCCCAACUGAUGCCCACCACGGUCCUGCAAGGAAAGGGGUCAUCUGGGGCCUGUCAUCUCAGGUUUGAGAGAGCCAGCCUGGCCUCUUCCUGUUCUCUGAAAUGUGACUUGUCAGGGCUUUGAAAGGACCACUUGGCGCUGACGCCUGCAGAAGCACACUGGUGACGCGGCUCUGGCCUGCGAGCAGGAAGAGCACGGUGAUUGAGCUUCCGUCCAAAGAGCAGCCAGUCUGGCCGGUCCCCAGGUUGCCGGGCCCUUGUGGGCUGCUCCCAUCCAGCAUACCUGCAACACCUCCCAGCUUUGGAGUCAAGCUUGCACUUGGACUUGGUGCCUGGAAGCAGCUCCUGCAGGUUUGAGGGCUCCUGUCUGGAGCGGUCAGGGCCCAGAGGCCCGGGCUGCUGCGGGUGUGCUGCCCCCUGGGCUGCUCACAGAGCUGAGCCGCCUGCCCCGGCAGGGGGCCUGCCCGGGGCCCGCUCUUGCUCGUGCACCGAGACCCCGACUGCUGCUCAGAGUCGCGUCCAGGAGCAGACGCGCACCCUCGUGAGUCUGUGUAGACUGCCGAGUCACGGGGGCCGUGGUGGGGAGGCCAGGAGGAGGCCCUGUGUCUGUGCCGUCUUGCUUUUUCCACCGUGGUGCGGUGCAUAUGCUAUGGCAGCGGGCUCCACCGGCACCGGGGCCCGGCCACCGAGCAGUCUGUGUGCUGAGGGGGAGUCAGCGUCCCGAGGGCGUUUUCAUCUGUGCUUUUCCUCGUUCGGCGACGUGGGCAGUGAGUGACACACAAGUCCCGUGGAGCCGGUGGGCACUUCAUCUGUGAGUUCUUGGUGAGAAAUGUGGAGAAAAGUGAGAGUCAGUCGUUGAAGAGACAGAGGGGAUUCAGCAUCUUAGUUAACUGAACGUACAGAAACAGAGCUGCUCACCUGGCCUUUCAGUUCUGGUUCGGUGCAGCCUGGAAGCCCCCCACCCCCGUACCCGGGGACCCCCUGCCCUUCAUCCUGUGUGCACAGCUGCCACGCGGGGCCGUCCUGUGAGCACACUUCACCGCACGCCUGUGUGCAUCCCUCGUGUCCUUCACGGGGCCUUGGAAGCCCCUCUUCGGGCGAUGAGAUGCUGAUGCGCUUACUUAGACCACCCUCGACACAGCGGCCGUGGUGGGCGUUCCGGUGAACGCUGAGCCUCGCAGGGGCGGGAACCUCCCCAGGCUUCCUGGAGACGGGCUGUGUGCAGCUGCAGCCCCCUCACCACGGGGGGCGGGGUGUUUCCUCCCUCAUCCUCGCGAUGCAAAGUAUGGAACAGGAAGGAGUUUCCUUGGAUCGCUGGGCUCAGUGACGUCUGCACGUUGCCACUGACCUGCAGUCGCUCAGGUAGAACCCUCCUUCCGGAACGUUGCUUCCGAGGUCAGGCUUUCCACGCAGAGGAGGGUGUGAGUUCGGGAGAGGGCCGCUGCUGGGACCCGCGCUGCCUGUGCUGCUGGGGAGAGGCCUUCUGAGCACAGAGCAGCAGGGCUGGUCCGGCUCGCACCGCCCUCCCGUGAGGGGCGCGCGCCUCCGGGACGCAGGGGGCGGGUCCACACACGCGCAGACGUGGCGCCUGCGGAGGCGCCCCUCUCGCGUCUCGAUUUCUUGUUUAACUGUUGUAACCAGGUAGCUGUCGUGUUUUAAGAUAAUAAAAACGAAGACUGAAAUUGUAAAUACUUUGUAAAUAUAAUCAUUUGUACUUGAACAGUAGGGUUUCAAAGGGCACUGAUAUCCCACCACAGAAGAGGCAUAAUAAACGACCUUUUUAUAUGUUUC